CGCAUAGUUAGCAUUAAUGUAGCGGGAUUUGUGAUAGCUACAGGCUAACGGGUAGCUCCAGUUUGUGUGAGCAUCAGCCGAUGUUCGACUAAAACGGUUGUUCCCAUUGUUUCGCUGCAGGUUUAAAGCCGCGAGGCUUCAUUCGUGUGCAAUUCAGUUUUAAUGUAGGUCAAUGUCUUGUUGUGUCAGUGAGACCCACCUGUGCGGCAGGGUGUCGGUGAUGCUGCAGCUCCCCCUGGUGGUGACGGCCCAGGUGGACCUAGUCCUGGUGCUGGUCUCCUUGCUGGCCUUUUGGACCAGACUGAACCACCUCAGCUACCCCAGUGCUGUGGUGUUUGAUGAGGUGUAUUACGGUCAGUUUGUGUCUCUCUACAUGAAGAGAGUUUUCUUCGUUGAUGACAGUGGACCACCGCUUGGUCACAUGAUCCUGGCCCUCGGAGCCUACCUGGGAGGAUUUGAUGGGAACUUUGUGUGGAAUAGAAUCGGAGCAGAGUAUCCCAGCAGUGUCAGCGUAUGGAGUCUGCGGCUGCUGCCAGCUCUGUGUGGAGCUCUCUGUGUCCCUCUGGUUUACCUGUUGACUCUGGAGCUGCAGUUCUCUCACCUGUCAGCUCUGGGAGCUGCAUUGCUGCUGCUGCUGGACAACUCUCUGAUCGUCCAGUCACGUUUCAUGUUGCUGGAGUCUGUUCUCAUCUUCUUCAUGUUGUUGGCCUUCUUCUCAUACCUGCGCUUCCACAAUGCUCCCAACAGCUCCUGGUUCAGGUACAGCUGGCUGCUUCUCUCUGGAGCCUCGUGUGCUGCAGCCAUUGGGGUAAAGUACAUGGGCGCAUUCUCCUACCUGUUGCUGCUGGGCAUGGCCUCUCUGCACACCUGGACCCUGAUUGGAGACCAAACCCUCAGUCACGUGAGUGUGUGUGUGCAGUGUGUGUGCAGAGUUGUGUGUCUGGUGGCGGUUCCUCUCCUGCUCUACGUGUUCUGGUUCUACGUUCACCUGAGUCUCCUGAACCGCAGUGGACCACAUGACCAGCUGAUGAGCUCCGCCUUCCAGGCCAGUCUGCAGGGCGGUCUGUCCAGGAUCACUCAGGGGCAGCCACUGGAAGUCGCCUAUGGCAGUCAGGUUACUCUAAGAAGCUCUGCCUCUCAGCCUGUUCCCUGCUGGCUCCACUCACACAAAACCAACUACCCAAUCAGGUAUGAAAAUGGGCAUGGCAGCUCCCACCAGCAGCAGGUCACCUGUUAUCCCUUCAAAGAUGUCAACAACUGGUGGAUCAUCAAACACCCUGGCAGACAGGAGCUGGUGGUCAACAGUCCUCCUCAACCUGUCCGUCAUGGCGAUGUCAUCCAGCUGGUUCAUGGUAUGACCUCGCGCUACCUAAACAGCCAUGACGUGGCAGCUCCCAUGAGUCCUCAUGCUCAGGAAGUCUCAGGAUACAUCGACUUCAAUGUCUCCAUGCCAGCUCAGAACCUGUGGAGGGUGGAUGUCACUAACAGAGAGGUGGAGUCAGAAGUGUGGAAGACCAUCCUGUCUGAGGUCCGAUUAGUUCACAUUAACACCUCAGCUGUCCUCAAGCUGAGCGGUAUGUCCCUUCCAGACUGGGGUUUCCAUCAGUUGGAGGUUGUAGCAGAGAAACUGUUUAAAGCUCACAGCAGCAGUUUGGGAUGGACAGUGGAGGAGCACCGUUAUGGAACCAGUCAGGAGCAGAAGGAGAGGGAGGCGGAGCUUCAUUCUCCUACUCACAUUGACGUUGACAGAAAAAUUUCAUUCUGGGCAAAGUUUUUUGAACUUCAGUGGAAGAUGCUGAUGGUGAAACAGAAGGAUUCUGAACACAAAUACAGCUCCUCCCCCUUAGAGUGGAUCACCAUGGAAACCAACAUCGCAUACUGGCUGCACCCAUCCACCAAUGCUCAGAUCCAUCUGAUCGGUAACCCAGUGUCAUGGGGUGUGGCCACCCUCAGCCUACUGGCCUAUCAGCUGCUGGCAGCUGUCUACCUGCUGAGAAGGAGACGGGGCUUAAAAGACAUAACUGAUGGUGUGUGGAGUCAGUUUGUGUGUCUGGGAUGUGUGUGUGUCGGUGGUUGGUUGGUGAACUUUGUUCCAUUUCUGCUGAUGGAGAAAACCCUGCCUGCUCUGUGUUACCUGUACGUUCUGAGCCCCGCCCUGCUGGAGCACACACAUACUCACCUGCUCAGCAGUGUGACACAUCGGCAAGCGUUGUGCAUGUGUGUGUUGGCCGGGUUGUUGUCGGUCUUCCUGUCCUAUCGAAACUUCUGCCCUUUGACAUACGGCAGCCCUGAGCUCUCAGCCAAUCAGCUGCAAGGACUGAAGUGGAGAGACUCCUGGGACAUCCUGUACCGCCUCCGAUAGCGUCACAAAGAGAGAGACAGGUGACUGUGUGACAGGGUGUGUUUUCCUCAUCAUAAAUUAUUUUUGUGGAAGUGAUCGAAGGCUAAAUGUGUGCCAAGUUUUAUAUGGACAUUGACUGAACAGAAUCUAAAUCUGUGUCCUGGUCUCCAUGCGGAGCUGCAGUGGAGACAGACACCUUUGGAAUAGAUUCUUGUGGCCUGGCUAACUUGCACAUAAGGGCUUUAGAUAAAUGUGUUUGAGCACAGAGCGGAGCCUCUCACACUGAAACACAUUAGAGAGAGGUUGUGUUCAGUGUGAUGGCAAUAAAGGCCUAUUUACGUGGUCUUACAGACACCUGACUAUUGGACUUAAAAAAUAAUGGGAAGCGAGUAGAAACAAAAAUAUCAUGAACAGGAAAACAUGGUUCUUUUAUUUUGACAUUUUCUAAACUUGAACACAUUUUCAGAUGAACACCGGUUGUUGAUUCAUAUUAAAGCUGAGUUGGUGUCAGACUGUGGUCUCAGCAGGGCAGUGAGAACUACAGUGAAGUGGGUACAGAGGCUCCGCUGUGUUGUAGUCCUGAACCAGGACAGUCACACCCUGUCACAGAUCAUACAAAGUGUAAAAGAAGUAUGUUGAACCCACACACUGAGCAGGAGGCAAAAACGAGAAAAGUAGUUAUUCUGAGAGAGGACAAGUUCUACAUUUAAAGCUGGUACAUAUCACUGUUGCUGACUUGGAUUUUGCCAAUAAAACAGUUUGUUGAUUUUCUAUUCAUGCAUUUCGCCUCUCAUCCAAAAGUCGUCUUCAUUUAUGAGUACGACAUAUUGGAACAUGAAAAUUAUGGUCUGUUUGUCAUCUGUUCCUUCAGUAUUUCCAGUUAGUCUGAAAGAUAUAAAAUGUACAGAAGCAGAAACCAGACUUUAGAAAACUGCUGCUUGUUCACAAUUUUUAUCAUGAACUCAGAAAUCAAAUCAAGAAGAAGACUGAAAUUGGAAACAAUCAAAUGUUAGGUGUGUUAUUAUUUUGAAUAGUGUUAAUACUUUUCUGCUUGUGGCUGACAGCAGUAGUUUGAUCUUUAAGGAUUUUGUCUUAAAAUUUUCCUGUAACACGUCAAAUAUCCAGGUUGGUUUCUGACCAUUGUAAGCAUUUUUGUAAUUAGAAAAGUAUUAGAAAAGUAUUUAUCUAGUUUAAAAGUAUGUUUAUACAGUUCAAUGUUUUGUGCUAUGAUGAACAUGUUGUGAAGAUACAGAGCAGCUAAAUAAAAUACUAACAGAA
Messenger RNA from Monopterus albus (swamp eel), 3619 nucleotides. RefSeq names its product protein-O-mannosyltransferase 1 (gene pomt1). The record is from RefSeq and is a predicted model, not a curated record. Gene Ontology annotation, molecular function: dolichyl-phosphate-mannose-protein mannosyltransferase activity. Lineage: Eukaryota; Metazoa; Chordata; Actinopteri; Synbranchiformes; Synbranchidae. Gene Ontology annotation, cellular component: membrane; endoplasmic reticulum. Gene Ontology annotation, biological process: protein O-linked glycosylation via mannose.